This is a messenger RNA of Emericellopsis atlantica, 5066 nucleotides long. Its product is annotated as C2 domain in Dock180 and Zizimin proteins-domain-containing protein. The coding region runs from base 134 to 4690 and encodes 1518 amino acids. Gene Ontology annotation, molecular function: guanyl-nucleotide exchange factor activity; small GTPase binding. The transcript is spliced from 2 exons. NCBI's taxonomy places the organism in Eukaryota, Fungi, Ascomycota, Sordariomycetes, Hypocreales, Bionectriaceae. Gene Ontology annotation, cellular component: cytoplasm; plasma membrane. The record is from RefSeq and is a predicted model, not a curated record. Gene Ontology annotation, biological process: small GTPase-mediated signal transduction.
GCCUAGCACUGCUGGAACAAAGGCAGGCGCUCCAGUCAGCGACACGCAAGUAGCCCAGAGAACCCUAGGGGUGGGUGUUCUCAAACUCAACAACGUUGUAAAACAAGACGAAGAGUUCGAGCAGGUGGUGAGCAUGUGGUCGCGGACUCCGAAGCCUACGAAUGAAGCCGACUACGGUGAUGAUUGGGAUCCCAUCAUUAGGGAAAUUAUGGACAGCCCGAUGACUCAUUACGAGAAAUCAAACAGAGGCGAACGCUUGCAAAUCUACCUAAGGAGCUUCAGCCACCCUGAUGCGGAUGCAUUGAUCAAGGCAACUCCAACACUUCUCGCGGGAGUCAGCAAAACGAAUCGCAUGGGCUUCUCCGGUGCCCCCUCGAAACCACGUUCGGACAUCUACCUGACCAUCAACCAAGCAACACUAGCUAGGCAGAAUCUUCUCUCGCGAUACGGUGGUAGCGCCACCCCCAUGCCGGCGUCUACGCAAGGGAUCAACUUUCAGCUCACUGCCGAGGUUCGCCGCAACUCAGGGGAGCGCAUUGAAAAUUGCAUAUAUGCUUCGUCGAACGGCGACGCCUUGACUACGUUCAAAUCGGUAGCAGUCGAGAGAGGCGAGGCAUGGGGCCAGAUCCUGCGGCUUUCGCUAUCGCCUAGCGACGUGUGUAACGCGCAUGUUGUCCUCUUCUUAUGUAACAUGCCGAAUCCACCUUUCGCUGUCGCCCACAUUCCCCUAUGGGAUCAGCAGGCUUUUGUCCGCGACGGCACGCAUGGUCUGCUUCUCUAUAAGAUUGACGAGCACACGUCAACUCCCCUGCCCGGCCCUGUCGGCAAAGGCGGCUACCUAUCACUACCAUGGACGCCACGCGGUAACAACGAGCGCUCUGCCGAGGUGACUGGGCCUCUUGCCACACUCUUUGUCGAUACAUACCUUUGCAGUACCAAGUUCUCCCAAGAUCGAGUGGUGCUAGGCCUGCUUAGAUGGAAGGAUACGCCCCGAGACAAUAUACCGCCAAUAUUACGGCAGCUGAUAUUCGUGCCUGAAAUUGAGGUGGUCAAGCUACUGAGCGACGUGCUGAACGGGCUCUUUGGGAUUCUGGUCGAGUACUCGGGCAACGAUGAAUAUGAAGACCUCGUCUUCACUGCAUUGGUCCGGGUGCUAGACAUCGUGCACGACCGUCGAUUCAAUCUUGGGCCGAUAGUCGACCGUUACGCGGAGAACGAGUUCAACUUUCCCUUUGCUACGCCUUGUCUGGUGCGGUCGUUUACCAGGCUACUUGAAAAUCCAACAGAGCCCGAGACAGCCCGCAAAUUGCGAGCAACCUUCAAGGUGGUUCGCCACAUACUCAAAUUCAUCACCCACUCAAGGGGGCAGCAGAAGGUCAAGGAGGCUGGCAUAGGACUCAAAUCUUCCACGACGGGUUUCAGUCGCCACCUGCGUUCCAUUUUCAAGGCACUCGAUGCGAUGAUGCGCAACACCUCACCCGUUCUGGUCGGGAGUCAGACACUUGCAGUGCAGCACUUCCAUACGUGGCUCCCUGAGCUAGUCGGGUUGCUUAGUGCGGAAGAGAUCCUACACAUUGCCAUCGACUUUGUGGACUCAUGCGCCGAUGUGAAGGGCAAGUUGGUGCUGUACAAGCUGAUCCUGAUCAUCAACUACUCCAAGAUAGGUCUUUUCUCAGACCCCGAACAGCGUUCCGUGCUUGUCGCGAACACUGUUCGCUGGAUCACGCCUCACUGGGGGCACGCACCGGAGAUUAACGAUCAAUGGCGAGCGCAAAUACGGUUGUGUUGCUCCGUCCUGGCCAGUCAGAUUGACUAUCUUGGGCUUGAAGUUCCAAAGCAUAUUCCUGGGAUUAUCGAUUCUUACCUGGCUCUCCUGGCUGUAGAACAGAAACCACGCAACCGCCUGUCAUUGCUCUUCCCGACCUCCUACCCCUUCCCUUCUAAAACAAUGGCUGCCGAGCUCACGCACGACGAAGCACUCGCUGAACUAGCCGCCGUGCUCUCUGCAAUAUCGACAUCCGCGGCUGGCAUGCAGCUUGAUGAGUUGACUGAAGAAGAUUUGGCAAUGAUGCUAGAGAACCUCCUCCAGGUGCAUCUUAGUAUUCUUAACGGAGAGGCCUUCCCGCAAGACUGGUUGAGCGUGCGCAUUUAUCAGCACAAAUCAACGAUGCGAGCUUUGCAAUACAUUGCCGACCUCAUGCUUGAGUCCUUCAUGCCAGAUCCCGAUGACGCAGAAGGGUUCAACACCGAGCUUUGGAAGAUGUUCUUCACAACGCUGCUCAAGUUGGUGGGAAGCCCUUCGCUGGCUUUGGAGACCUUCCCCGAACAGAAGCGACGCGCGAUCUGGAAGAUUGCUGGGGAUGUCAGAGAGCAUGGUGCCGAACUACUACGAACGACAUGGGAGGCCAUCGGCUGGGAUGCGACACCGGAAGAGCAAGACCGGUAUGGCCUAGAACGCAUGGGCGGAUACCAGGUCCAGUACGUCCCUACUUUGGUUGGGCCGAUCGUGGAGCUUUGCCUGAGUGUUCACGAGGGGCUUCGCAAGAUGGCCGUCGAGGUGCUCCAGACCAUGAUCGUCAGCGAGUGGGCUUUGAGCGAAGAUCUGUCCGCCAUUCAGACGGAGGUCAUUGAUUGCUUGGACAACUUCUUCAAAACCAAGCCACUCACGGAGAGCAUCGUCCAGAAGUUGUUUGUGAGUGAGCUGCUGGAGCGUUUUGGCGCCUUGUCGGAAUCGGAUGCCGAGCCUCUGUACGAUGCACUCCAGGAGCUCGUGGGAACUGUGGACGAGUUCCUAGAUCUCCUCACGGCUGUGCACAGCAGUGACAGCACCAACGACGCUUCGCACCUCAUCAGCCAACUGAGAUUGAUGGAGUUUUUGCGCGACAUGCAGAAAGAGGAGAUCUUUGUUCGAUACGUGCAUCAGCUUGCCGAAUUUCAGGCUGCAACUAGGAAUCAUGCUGAAGCCGGGCUGGCUUUGCGCCUCCACGCGGAUCUGUACGAAUGGGAUCCUACCAAGCAAACGACUCCUCUGCUCGAACCAUAUUUUCCGGCGCAGACAGCCUUCGAGCGCAAAGAGAAGAUCUACUUCGACAUGAUCAAACACUAUGAGGAUGGUGAAUCAUGGAGCAAUGCAUUGACCGCUUAUAAGGAGCUGCAGACGCAAUACGAGACCAAUGUCUUUGACUUCGCCAAGCUUGCUCGGACGCAACGCGCGAUAGCCACCAUCUAUGAGACAAUCUCAAAGAGCGACAGGGCUAGCUCAAAGUAUUUCAAGGUGGUCUUCAAAGGACUCGGGUUCCCAGCCAGCGUCCGGGAUAAGGAGUUUAUCUACGAGGGCGCCCUUCGUGAGAAGGGCUCUGCUUUCACAGACCGCAUGCAAGAGCAGUACCCCAACGCCCGCAUUGUCGCGAGCGGCGACGUUGACGAAGUCGAGGGCCAAUAUCUGGUGAUCUCGAAUGUCGCACCUCAUCGUGACCUCGCCCACCCCGUGUUUCAGAGAACCAGGGUUGCGCAGGUGAUUCGGGAUUUCGUCCUAUCGUCGCACCCACAGACAUUUACGAUCAUGACAAAGAGGGUCACCCAGGGCCCUGUGCACGAGCACUACUCCGAGAAGACCGUCUACACCACUGCUGAGCCUUUCCCGACGAUCUUGCGCCGUAGCGAGAUCAUUGAGCAGUCUGAGAUUACGCUGACUGCUCACGAGACGGCAUUGGAGCGUAUUGUGCGCAAGACACAGGAGAUGACAGCGUUGGAACGCCGCGUGGCUGAAGGCGACGAGGAGAACGCGGCUCUACUGCUAGAUGCCAUUAGUGUCUCCGUGAACCCUAACUCCGAACAUAGUGUAGCUUGCUACCGUCAGUUGCUCCCUCAGCCGAAGAGGCAGGCCGCAAGCGAUCUUGGCAGUGAAGAGAGAGAUGACGACGACGACACGGAAGACGAGGAGGAGGUGGAAGCUGAGCCUCAAGACGUAGCUCUCAAGAUGGCCUUGGUAGAUCAUGCUAUCAUGAUCAAACGCUGCCUGGCGACUUUCGCACGCAGUGACAAAGCACUUCUUCACCACCGACACGAGGAGCUGCAGAGCUAUUUUGAGAGCACCUUUGAGCCUGAGAUGGCCGUCUUCGCCCCGCCACAACCAUUGCGUGAAUACACACACAGUGUUACGCCAACGUGGAGGGCACCAUCGUCACCCAACGGCACCAGCACACCUACACCUGGCAUCGCGUCUGUCGUGAAUGGUGUCAGGACCGAAGAAGCCUCCGUCGCACGACCCGUGUCAGUUCAUCAGCGAAGCAAGCGUCUAAGCUUCCUCAACAAGAGAAGGAUGUCUGAUGGCCACCGAGAUUCCGCUGCAUUCCCUCCGAACGUCGAAUUGCCCGCGAGUCCUCGCAGCAGGGCCAUGAGCAAGGACACUUCACGGCGCGGUAGUUUCUUCCGGGCCCAAUCCAACGACGAACUCAGCCGGCAUUUUAGUGGCGAUGAAGCCGCGGCUGCCGCAGGUGCCAAGACGACAACGACCAUCACUGCAGACCUCCGGCGGCCAUCUCAGGCAUCCAGCCACGAUCUGGAAUCGGAAGGCAAUGGUGGUCAAGGCCUGAUCAAGAAGAACAGUGUGCGGAAGCGACUCAGCAUGUUGAAGCUGGGCGGAAAGAGGAGCAGGAACGCCACCAUGGGUAGCUUGGACGAAGAGUAGGACGACUACUUUCGAGCGUACUUUGGGCGAUAUAAUGUGGCAUUUGACAGUCUCCAGGGGCGUCGACGAGGGCGACCAUUCUCGAGUGGAUGAGUGUUCCUGGGGGGACAAGGACUUUCGUUUGAUACGAGAGGGACAGGAGGCCGAAGCAUAUUUCUCUUCUCUGUACAUGUUUGAUUCAAGGAUACCACCCGUUGCAUGGCCGGCGAGAUCCAGUGGAUUUGAUUUGUUGUUAGUUGCAUCGUCUCCUGCAAGGCGGGACGAUACGUUUCGGGAUAUAGGGAUGAGAGGAUCGGUGCAAAGAUGUUGAUAAUAGUAUUACCCUAUCUGCGAGCCUUGUUUGACUGACGAAUCCAUAUAAUACCGAACCACGACC